Messenger RNA from Panonychus citri (citrus red mite), 838 nucleotides. RefSeq lists its product as uncharacterized. The coding region runs from base 156 to 830 and encodes 224 amino acids. The transcript has a single exon. The record is from RefSeq and is a predicted model, not a curated record. Lineage: Eukaryota; Metazoa; Arthropoda; Arachnida; Trombidiformes; Tetranychidae.
AUUACUAAUCCAUAAAUUAAACAGUUAACAAUUAAUUCAGUUAAAUUAAGGUUGUAUCAAUUAUCAUUUAGUUAUAAAAGAGAUUGAAAUUAAUUGUUAUCAAGUAAAACUAAUGGUAGGAAAUUGUAUUUAACUAAUUGUAUAUGUGACCCAUUAUGAAAAUGUUUCAAUUUGAUUGUCUCUUAAUCUGUACGCUAAUUGUUACAAUUAACUGUGUAACUUCAAGUGAUCAAAUUGUUGGUAAUUAUAAUUUAACUCAUGAUGAUUUUCAAUCUCUUUGUGAACAGAUUGGCUUAUUGGUUGCUUCUGGAAUUGAAUCUGAUCAAGUAGCUUCAAUUGUUACCAAUCAAAUGCUCUCUAAAUUUGAAACAAUCAAACUUGACAGCAAAGGUAAACCAAGUAAUCAAAGUAAUCCAGUUAAUCCAGUUAAUCCAGUUAUGCCAAAUAAACCACCAUCAUUUACAGACAUGUCAUCAGAUGCAAUGAUUGUCUAUACCCAAGGAUUUAUCAACAAUAUCGUUCAAAUUAUAUUACAAGUAUUUACAGUUGAAAACAUGGUUGUUAAUGUUGCUUAUGCUGAAAAUUUGAAUAUGUUAAUUGUUGGUAAAAGAUCAACAAUUAACUCUGAUGGAAAUGAUAAUCAUAAUCAUCAUCGAAGAUCAUCAAAUGGAUCAGAGAUUUGUAGUCAAAUUGAUUUUCCAUCACAAUUACAAUUGAACAAUCAAGGGGAAGCAACUAAAGUUUUACGAAGAUUAUCAACUAAUGCAGAUAAUUUAAUUAACCAAUUGUUUAAAAGUUCAUUGAGAAAAUCAUCACCAUCAUCACCUUAAUUAUUAUA